AUGAACGAGCACAGGUCACGGGACUACGACUACCUGUAUAAGAUAAUUCUCAUUGGAGACAGUGGGGUGGGGAAGUCAUGUAUCCUGUUACGCUUUUCAGAUGACCACUUCACAGAAAGCUACAUAACCACGAUCGGAGUGGACUUCCGUUUUAGGAGAAUAAAAGUGGGAGAUAAAAUGGUAAAGCUACAAAUAUGGGACACAGCGGGACAGGAGCGUUUCAGGACCAUCACGUCAGCUUAUUAUAGAGGAGCCGAUGGAAUAAUAAUAAUUUACGACACGACCGAUAGGAACUCCUUCCUUCACAUAAAGGAAUGGAUAAACGAAAUAAACAAAUACACAACUGAGGAGACGUGCAAACUGCUCGUUGGAAAUAAGUCAGACUGCAAAGACGAAAUGGAGAUCACCACCACGGAAGGAGAAAACAAAGCGAAGGAGUUAGGUAUUCCUUUUAUAGAAACGUCUGCCAAAGACGCUACGAAUGUUGAGUUGGCUUUUACGAUGAUAACUGAGGAGCUGAUUAAAAAGAAAAAGAAGAAGAACGUCUCCUCACUGGGGGUGCAGCAAUCCAAGGUGAAGUUGUCUGGCGAGGACCACAGCCCGGGCGCGCUCUGCUCCUGUUGA
Messenger RNA from Plasmodium coatneyi, 624 nucleotides. Its product is annotated as Rab1 protein. The record is from RefSeq and is a predicted model, not a curated record. Bases 1 to 624 code for a protein of 207 amino acids. The transcript has a single exon. NCBI's taxonomy places the organism in Eukaryota, Apicomplexa, Aconoidasida, Haemosporida, Plasmodiidae. Gene Ontology annotation, molecular function: GTPase activity; GTP binding.